Scylla paramamosain (green mud crab) is the source of this 426-nucleotide messenger RNA. Its product is annotated as beta-alanine transporter-like. The transcript is spliced from 3 exons. NCBI's taxonomy places the organism in Eukaryota, Metazoa, Arthropoda, Malacostraca, Decapoda, Portunidae. The record is from RefSeq and is a predicted model, not a curated record. Bases 1 to 426 code for a protein of 141 amino acids.
AUGUUCAACGCCCUCAUCACCAUGUCCUACCAGUUCCUCGGCGCCACCCCAGACCACUGGUGCCACGUGGAGUCCCUCAAGGAAGCAAACUGGACCGACCAACAAAUCCUGGAGUUCGCUAUUCCCUUUGACAACAAGACGGGGCAGCGCGAUAAAUGCCACAUGUACGACUACGACUACGCGGUGGUGGCACAGCUGGGGUACGAUGCCGCCAUGACCCACCAGCACGACACCGCCGACAAGGACACGCUGCGGGUCGUCCCCUGCAGCGCGCGAGACUUCAACCUGACACAGCACGAGUCUUCCGUGGUGACUGAGUGGGACUUGGUGUGUGAGCGGCGUGUGCUGUACGCCACCACGCAGGCCGUGAACCAGCUCGGCUUCCUCAUUGCCUCGCUCUUUACGCCCAUGUUGACAGACAGGUGA